Messenger RNA from Soboliphyme baturini, 507 nucleotides. Lineage: Eukaryota; Metazoa; Nematoda; Enoplea; Dioctophymatida; Soboliphymatidae. The record is from the annotation of a GenBank genome assembly.
AUGUCAACUUUUAAUUUUCAUAUUUUCAGGCGAUUAUCGAAGACCGUGUCCCUUGGUCAGCUCCUUUCCUUGUGCCUUUGCGUUUCCGCUGUAACCAGCAAGUAUCUCUCGUUAUUCGGCGUCGAUACCCCUACGACUCAGAGUUUCCUCACUUACUUCUUGCUUUGUUUCGUGUAUGGGACGAAGCUGGCCUGUCGUACGUCGGAUAUUGGUCUUAUCGACGUGUUCCGUAGUCGCGGCUGGAAAUACUUCGUUCUGGCCUUCAUAGACGUUGAGGCGAACUUUCUGCUGGUAAAAGCGUAUCAGCAUACAAGUCUCGCUAGUGUACAGUUAUUGGACUGCUUCACCAUUCCAGUCGUGUUGAUUUUGUCGUUUAUAUUUUUGAAGAUACGUUAUCUGUUGAUUCAUAUUGUGGCCGUUACGAUUUGUUUAAUCGGAAUCGGAUGCCUCGUUUGGGGCGACAUUGAGUUGGGCAACUUCUUUUCGUCCGGUAAGCCAAUUUUUUAA